Messenger RNA from Symphalangus syndactylus (siamang), 3980 nucleotides. It is a transcript of the gene SYT3, whose product is annotated as synaptotagmin 3. Gene Ontology annotation, biological process: calcium-ion regulated exocytosis. The record is from RefSeq and is a predicted model, not a curated record. NCBI's taxonomy places the organism in Eukaryota, Metazoa, Chordata, Mammalia, Primates, Hylobatidae. Gene Ontology annotation, cellular component: exocytic vesicle; plasma membrane. Gene Ontology annotation, molecular function: calcium ion binding; phosphatidylserine binding; clathrin binding.
CCGCUUACUCACCGGUUCCGGCGGCCAGCAGUCCCACAGAUGACGUUCAUGUUCUCAAAGCGGAUGCUGCUCACGCGCCCGCUCUCCAUGGCCCCCGGUAACUGGGCCUCCAGCGCUUGCAGCACCUCCAGCCCCUAGAUCAGACAUCCCCUCUCAUUACCCGGCGCGUGGGAACGGGUCCACAGCCCCUUGUCCGCCCUAGAACCCCCAUGGGCUGCCGCCCGCCGCCGCCUCGGCUGCCACCCAGGACACGGCAGAGAUAAGCGCAGCCUCCUCUCAUUUAUGUGCUCAUUGAACCUUCCCUUAUGAACCCAUGUCUGUCUGCCCAGCCCUCCUCUCUCCUUUUGUCUAUCUGCGAUCUCUAGCCAUCAUCUACUGUCCUUGCCCACCCAUUCAUCCUCCCAUUCGACCAUUUCUCUUUCAAAGAUAUUUCUGCCCACACUCCUGCCUGCCCCUCUUCACCGUCUCUCGUCCUCUUGUCUCUCAAGCCCCCGUGAAUUAAUUACACCUCGGUUCAUUCCUUGUCACUGUCCAUCCCAAGUCUCAAUCCCUGACUUUCCUUCUGCCUGCCUGUUCACCUCUCCAUCUCUUCGGAGCCUCAGUCUGCCCUUCACAUUAUCUCUGUCUCCCCUCCCUGUAUCUCUCCCUCCCUCAACUUGGUCCCCAUCUCUGCAUCUCCAUCUCUUCACCCCCAGCUCCCACCAUACCUAUCCACCUCCUAUCUCUCUACCCGCAUCCAUCCUUCUCUCCUGGCCCUCCCUGCGUCUACCCCAGUCUGGCCUCCUUGAUCCCUGGACCCUCCAACUGCUUUCCUACCCUAAGCCCCUGUCAUCCUGCUCCUGCCGUCUCAAAUGCUUUUCUUUAAAAUGCUUUUCCCACCCUGGCGCCACUGCCCACCGCCUGUGGCUGGCUCCAUGUCAUCCUUAAGGUUUGGGAGAGCCCUCCCUGACCGCCCCCCUCUGAGUUCCUUUGUGACACAUCCUCCAGCUGUGUCCUGUGGAGCGCUUCUCACAGACAGUCUGAGAGUGACUGGUUUGUGUGUGUGUUUUUGUUUGCUUGUUUACUCUGUGUCUCCUCUCAUUGGAUUGUGACACCAGGAGGUCAGGGAACUCCAGGACCUUGUUCUCUGCUGGAUUCGCAGCAACCAGCACAGCACGUAGGGUGUACUUGGUGCUGGAUGGAUGUUUGUUGAAUGAACGAAUGAUGAAUGGCUGGCACCUUGUCUGCUCAUCCUUAACUCCCGUUCCUUCAUCUGUGCAGCCCUAAUCUUUGUUUCCUCAUCUGUCCAUCCCUUUAUUUGUGCAUCCUCAUUCUUAGCCCCUUCCCUGCCCUUCUCCGUCUCUUCCUCCUUGUUCAUUUGUCCCUGUUCUCUGUCCUCUACUCCACUCAUGCCCAUCUCUGUCCCCUUGACUUACCCAGUCCCUGUUACUAUCUCCGUCCAUAAUUUCUGCCCUCUUGUCUGUCCACUCCUAAUUCCUUUUCCUUGUCCAUCUCUCCCUAAUACCUGUCACCUUAUCCUUCUUCCUCGAAUCUCCAUCCCUAAUCCAUCUGCCCCUAAUCUCUGUCCCCUUUGCCCAUCCUUCCUUUGCUCGGUGUCUCGUUCCACCCUUAUCUCUGCACCUGCCCACCCUGCACUCCCAUUCUGUUUCCCAUCUGCACCCUUGCCCCAUCCCUCCCACGCACAGGACCUGACGGCCACCAUGUCAGGAGACUACGAGGAUGACCUCUGCCGGCGGGCACUCAUCCUGGUCUCGGACCUCUGUGCGCGGGUCCGAGAUGCUGACACCAACGACAGGUGCCAGGAGUUCAAUGACCGAAUCCGAGGCUAUCCCCGGGGUCCGGAUGCAGACAUCUCCGUGAGCCUGCUGUCGGUCAUCGUGACAUUCUGUGGCAUUGUCCUUCUGGGUGUCUCUCUCUUCGUGUCCUGGAAGUUGUGCUGGGUGCCCUGGCGGGACAAGGGAGGCUCGGCAGUAGGCGGUGGCCCCCUGCGCAAAGACCUAGGCCCUGGUGUCGGGCUGGCAGGCCUGGUAGGCGGCGGCGGGCACCACCUGGGGGCUGGCCUGGGUGGCCAUCCUCUGCUGGGCGGCCCACACCACCAUGCCCAUGCUGCCCACCAUCCACCCUUUGCUGAGCUGCUGGAGCCAGGCAGCCUGGGGGGUUCUGACACCCCUGAGCCCUCCUACUUGGACAUGGACUCGUAUCCAGAGGCUGCAGCAGCAGCAGUGGCCGCUGGGGUCAAACCGAGCCAAACAUCCCCUGAGCUGCCCUCUGAGGGGGGAGCAGGCUCGGGGUUGCUCCUGCUGCCCCCCAGUGGUGGGGGUUUGCCCAGUGCCCAGUCACAUCAGCAGGUCACAAGCCUGGCACCCACCACCAGGUACCCAGCCCUGCCCCGACCCCUCACCCAGCAGGCUCUGACCUCCCAGCCAGACCCCAGUAGUGAGGAGCGGCCACCUGCCCUGCCCUUACCCCUGCCUGGCGGCGAGGAAAAAGCCAAACUCAUUGGGCAAAUUAAGCCAGAGCUGUACCAGGGGACUGGCCCUGGUGGCCGGCGGAGCGGUGGGGGCCCAGGCUCUGGAGAGGCAGGCACAGGGGCACCCUGUGGCCGCAUCAGCUUCGCCCUGAGGUACCUCUACGGCUCAGACCAGCUGGUGGUGAGGAUCCUGCAGGCCCUGGACCUCCCCGCCAAGGACUCCAACGGCUUCUCAGACCCCUACGUCAAGAUCUACCUGCUGCCUGACCGCAAGAAAAAGUUUCAGACCAAGGUGCACAGGAAGACCCUGAACCCUGUCUUCAAUGAGACGUUUCAAUUCUCGGUGCCCCUGGCCGAGCUGGCCCAACGCAAACUGCACUUCAGCGUCUAUGACUUUGACCGCUUCUCGCGGCACGACCUCAUCGGCCAGGUGGUGCUGGACAACCUCCUGGAGCUGGCCGAGCAGCCCCCUGACCGCCCGCUCUGGAGGGACAUCGUGGAGGGUGGCUCGGAAAAGGCAGAUCUUGGGGAGCUCAACUUCUCACUCUGCUACCUCCCCACGGCCGGGCGCCUCACCGUGACCAUCAUCAAAGCCUCUAACCUCAAAGCGAUGGACCUCACUGGCUUCUCAGACCCCUACGUGAAGGCCUCUCUGAUCAGCGAGGGGCGGCGUCUGAAGAAGCGGAAAACCUCCAUCAAGAAGAACACGCUGAACCCCACGUAUAACGAGGCGCUGGUGUUCGACGUGGCCCCCGAGAGCGUGGAGAACGUGGGGCUCAGCAUCGCCGUGGUGGACUACGACUGCAUCGGGCACAACGAGGUGAUCGGCGUGUGCCGCGUGGGCCCCGACGCUGCCGACCCGCACGGCCGCGAGCACUGGGCAGAGAUGCUGGCCAACCCCCGCAAGCCCGUGGAGCACUGGCAUCAGCUAGUGGAGGAAAAGACUUUGACCAGCUUCACAAAAGGCAGCAAAGGACUAUCAGAGAAAGAGAACUCCGAGUGAGGGGUCUGGCCUAGGCCCGGGAUCGGACCAGGCUCCCUCAGGACCCCAUCCUUUCCUGCCCGGACCGUGAAUUCAUCUCCUUGAAGCCAUAACGUCCGAGCUGCUGGUGCAGGGCAGCCCUGGCCCUAGGCUUCCUACCCCUGGAAGCGAGAGGAUGAGAGGAGGCCGGCCCAGCUCCUUCUUUCAGGGUGGGGGGCAUUCAGCCUCCACUGUGUCUGUCUUUUCUUUCCUGGGGCUCCCCCUCGAGGCGAGGGGCCAUGCAUGUCUGGGGGACCCCUGCCCCCCAAAACCCUCUGUCUGUCUCUGUCUCUUUGCUGUUUGUCCAAGACUCGGUGUCCCGACCCUUGUUCUCACCGUGAACGUCAAUGGGCCAAUCCUCUUCUGUCCUUUCAGACACACACACACCUGUGUCCACCCCUUCUGUUCGCCACACCCCGCGUCCGGCCGGUCCCCCCACUGCUGCUGCUAUCAACGCCAGAAUAAACACACUCCGUGGGUCUCACUCCA